AUGGCUGUAAUUGAUAUAUCAAAUACAGCCAUCUACCUCGUUUGCAAUGAAGAUGUUCGGCUUAUGACCUUACUUGUUUCAAGUCUUUUUAGUAAAGGUGCUGCCAAUAUUCAUCUUUUGAUUUCCGAUCAACAAGCGCAGUAUUUUGAAAGGGACGAAUUAAUCGGUGUAAACAUAAUAAAGGGUACUUGGGAAGAAACCGCUGAUUUCGAGCCUGUGAUAGCAAAUGCAGUCAUAGUGAUCAGUAUGUUAUAUCAUGAUUUUGAGAAACAACAAAAAUUGUUCUCCGCGUGUGUCCGACAAAAUGUUAUUCUAUUUGUCACGUGGGACUCUGGGAUGGAACUAGAUCAUCUGGUACGUGAUCAUUCGUGCCCACGUACACAACUUCAUCAAAGACUACUGGAAUACACGUCUCAGACUGCAGAUCGCAUACAUCCAUAUUUUAUUCCUCCACGUUCUUCCGCAUCGUAUCACUUUCCUCACUUACCUGCUGACAAAAUGCAAUGGAUUCUGUUUCAAGUUGGAAUAUUUGAUGACGAAGUCUUGAAACAUGAUAUCUCUACUGUCACUACCGCAUUCAAUAGUCCCAAUCAAUUCAUCUUCAUAAAUGUCUCUGUGAAAUCGGAUUUUGCUGAUAUUGUCGCUGCCACAAUUGUUAACAAAAGAGCUCGGCCUAAUAGAAAUUACGUCGUGGGUGAAUUUGUUUCCCAUGCUUUUUUGGGUCACGUUUAUAAAGUUAUUAACCAAGAUCUCGAAUAUGACAGCACAAUGCCAUGCGAAAUCACUGAGUUUGAAACAACCAACCAAUUACGUAUAUCAGAAAUUUCUUUUCAGCACGGUGCCAUCAUAUAUAAGAUGCUCGCCAAUCACCGUCGCGUGACAUUGAGGGAAUGGGUUUUACAAAAGAUUG
Molecule: messenger RNA, 910 nt
Organism: Acaulospora morrowiae
Lineage: Eukaryota; Fungi; Glomeromycota; Glomeromycetes; Diversisporales; Acaulosporaceae
Source: the annotation of a GenBank genome assembly